CCGUGCCGCUGCCCAAUUCCUCGCAGGCAGCUCAUCCACGCACUUGCAGCUCCGGGGUAGAGCCCGGACCUGCACGCCUGGCUGUCUGUGGGUCCGUCUGCCCGGCCAUCUGCUGGUGGCACCUCUCUCUCCCGCAGCCUGCCCCCAUAGCCCCACCUUGCAGAAACACGGCGCGCCUCCACAGCCCGGGAGCUCAGCAUGCUUCCCGCAGGCUUCAGGAACGUCUUGCUGCUGGCGUCCUCCCUGCUCUUCGCGGGGCUGUCAGCUGUUCCUCAAAGCUUCUCGCCAUCUCUGAGAAUCGGGCCUGGUGCCGCUUGCAGGCUGUCCCGGGCCGAGUCGGAGCGCCGGUGCCGGGCGCCCGGGCAGCCCCCAGGGGGCGCUCUGUGCCACGGCCGGGGCCGGUGCGACUGCGGGGUCUGCAUCUGCCACGUGAGCGAGCCGGGCGUGUACUUCGGGCCCCUGUGUGAGUGCCACGAGUGGGUGUGCGAGACCUACGACGGGAGCAUCUGCGCAGGCCAUGGUAAGUGUAACUGUGGCAAGUGUGAGUGUGAUGAAGGAUGGUCUGGGGAUGCUUGCCAGUACCCAACUCACUGUGAUCUGACCAAGAAAAAAAGUAACCAAAUGUGCAAGAAUUCUCAAGAUGUCAUCUGCUCUAAUGCAGGUACAUGUCACUGUGGCAGAUGUAAGUGUGAUAAUUCAGAUGGAAAUGGACUCGUUUAUGGUAAAUUUUGUGAGUGUGAUGAUAGAGAAUGCAUAGAUGAUGAAACAGAAGAAAUAUGUGGAGGCCAUGGAAAGUGUUACUGUGGAAACUGUUACUGCGAGGCUGGUUGGCAUGGAGAUAAAUGUGAAUUCCAGUGUGAUAUCACCCCCUGGGAGAGCAAGCGAAGAUGCACAUCUCCAGAUGGCAAAAUCUGCAGUAACAGAGGGAUUUGUGUUUGUGGUGAAUGUUCUUGCCACGAUGUUGACCCGACUGGAGACUGGGGAGAUAUUCAUGGGGACACCUGUGAGUGUGACGAAAGGGACUGUAGAGCUGUCUAUGACAGAUAUUCUGAUGACUUCUGUUCAGGUCAUGGGCAGUGUAACUGUGGAAGAUGUGACUGCAGAGUAGGCUGGUAUGGGAAGAAGUGUGAGCACCCGAACUCCUGCCCGCUGUCGGCUGAGGAGAGCAUCAAGAAGUGCCAAGGGAGUUCCGAUCUGCCCUGCUCUGGAAGGGGUAAAUGUGAAUGUGGCAAAUGCACCUGUUACCCCCCGGGAGAUCGCAGGGUGUACGGCAGGACGUGUGAGUGUGACAACCGCCGCUGCGAAGACCUGGACGGGGUGAUCUGCGGAGGCCAUGGCACGUGUUCCUGUGGUCGCUGCGUUUGUGAGAAAGGAUGGUUCGGAAAGCUCUGCCAACAUCCGCGGAAGUGCAACAUGACAGAGGAACAAAGCAAGAGUUUGUGUGAAUCAGCAGAUGGCAUAUUGUGCUCUGGAAAGGGUUCUUGUCACUGUGGAAAGUGCAUUUGUUCUGCCGAAGAAUGGUAUAUUUCUGGAGAAUUCUGUGACUGUGAUGACAGGGACUGCGACAAACAUGAUGGUCUCAUUUGCACAGGGAAUGGAAUAUGUAGCUGUGGAAACUGUGAAUGCUGGGAUGGAUGGAAUGGAAAUGCAUGUGAAAUCUGGCUUGGCACAGAAUAUCCUUAACAAUUACAUGGGAGAGGACUGGAUUCUUAUUUUUCUAGGCCAUUAGAACAUGUAAAUGCAAAGGAAACCAUGUAUAAUCACCACUAGGACAGGUCAAAUAGACUAUUUUAUGUUUUUCUAUUUCUGAAUGCCUGAAUUAAUUCUGGAUACCCAUUAAAAAUACGUUAAGCAAACUGAUGUAAAUAACGCCAGAAACAAUUUCUCUUCCAUAAUUUUGUCAGUGGUUCUCAACGAGGGCAACUUUGCCACCCAGAAAACAUUUGGCAAUGUCUGCAGACAAUUUUGAUUGUCACACUGGGUGGGGUGGAAGGGCGUGCUAUGGCAUCUCGUAGGUAGAGGCCAGGGAUGCUGCUAAACAUCCUACAGUGCACAGGACAGCCCCCCGACAAAGAAUUAUCUAACUCCAAAUGUCAAUAGUGCCGGAGUGGAGUUGAGAAACACUGAAUUACAUUGUUGUUAGAAAUGCACAUCCCUACACAGGAAAGACCAUAUUUGAAUCUAAGAAAAAGACAUAUCCGCACAUAAAUCCAUCUGUCAUCAUAUUUUUCCAGGAUUCCAGACCUCUCAGCAUUUCCCUAUGGUGACAAUGAAGACAAACACACAUGAAGUAUAACGUCGUGGGGGCCAGAGGACAGAAGACCAGUGCUUUUGAAAAAAAGACUGGUCAUUUUUAGCUAUUAAGUCAUUUGUCUAGUCUCACUUUAAGCUCACAAAAUAAGAUUCUCGUAAGAUGAAGGAAGAAACUAUGAAACUAUGAAAAAUGUACAAUUUAACAAUUUUUAAUAAAUAGUGACAUGAGUUUAUACUCUGUGUCAAUAUAUAUUUAUAUUGAUGACCUACUGAUGAUUAACAAAAAGAAUGAAUUUUUAUUCAGGGGUAUCCAUUUUCUGUUACUAGAACAUUUUUUAAACUGAGCAGAGGUUACAUGUACAAGGAAUCUGAUUUUUCACUAUUUAAAUUACUCCAUGGUAACUUGCCUUUUAAAAAGACAAUAUCUAGUUAGAUAUAUAAUGGGCCUGAAAUAUGCAUUCAUUUCCCUUAAAAGAUUGUCUUAUUUCUAAGGAUACAAGACAAGAAGGGUCAUGCAUGCAAAGAAGUCAAGAAGAGAUACUGUGAUAAAAUGGCACCAGUCUCAAAAGCUCAGAAGAUUUAAAAAAAAAGUCUAGAAAUGGUUUAAAUAGAAAUUACAAAUAUCCACUCAGUGAUAGGAACAAAAUGUUUAUUUUCUUAAUGGUGAAAUUUUGCUCUGUAUGAAAUUCACAUUGAAUUAUGAAAAUGUACAAUAAUUCAGACUUCCCUUACAUAUUUACAGUUAAAUCUACUUACACACAUUAGUUUAGGCAACCAUUAAUUAUUUAGAGCUAAAAAAGAUCCACUUUUUUUCUAAAUGUGAAUUAUAUUUUGUAAAAUCCUAGAAUAAUGUAACAAAAUCAUUUCCAUAUUGUUUAAGAUGAAAAUUUUUACUUGGAAAUUUUACUUAAUGAUGUAAAUAUUCUAGAGUUAUGGCUUGGACUUUAUAAGUCAAAUCACCAAAAAUAAAGAAAAUGUGUAUCGGCUGAGUUACUUAAAAAUUUAAUACUGAAAAUUAUUUGAGAAAAUUUAACUGAUGCUGAUUUUUAUAUACUAAUAGUGUUCUCAUACUUUAGUGGAAUUAUAAAAUUAUUAUCUCUAUCCUGAGAUUGAGUGCAACCAUUUUAGUUGUAUCUGUGUUAUUAAGUCUGUCAAUUAAUAUAUCCAUUUUGUAAAAGGAGGGAAAUAUAAGCAAUUAAGAAAUAAUAUAGAUUAUAUUCUUUCCUCUUCUCUACCUAAGCAUUUUAAGCCUCAAACAAACCUGUUAGAAUUGUUCAGUAGCAGUUUUGAUGACUUAUUUGAUGAUGCACAAACAUGGAAAUUCAUUACAUUAUCUGGCCAUCAUAAUACAGAUGGCAGUCAAGCCGAUCUAUUGCAGAGCUCUGCUUUCUAUAAAAGACCUGAUAGUAAGUAUUUGAGACUUUGUGGGCCACAUACAUCUCUGUUGCAUAUUCUUCUUUGUUUAUUUGUUUGUGUUUAAUACUUUAAAACUGUAAAAAAGAAAAUAAAAUUCUUUCUGAGCUCCUGUGCCAUACAAAAAUAGAUGGCAAGCUAGAUUUGGCUCACAGCUGAGCAGUAGGUUGCCAACCUCUGUUCUGGAACCCCCCUAUGUCCCAUCACAUAACCGUAGAUGUGUCUUAUUUUUCUUAUAAUUCUCUAUAUUUAUCCCUUUUCAUUAAUAACAACUACAACAAAAGUGCUUCUCUUUUUAUAUUUUCGUAUAAGAAACGUCCUCAGCAUGUAUGUUUUUUACGAAAAAGUUUAGAUAUGGAGAAAUUAUUAUACUAUAAAGUUCAAAAUGUGAUUUGUCAAAUUUUUUGACAAAGCUGAAAAUAUGUUACAGUCAGCUCUUUUCUGGGUUCAUUUAACUACAAAUUAUUGAACCGAAAUUGAGUUAUAGCGUAAAUCACAUGGUAUUAAACUCUAAGGAAUGUUUUUCUUUUAAAACAGAAAUAUCUUCUUUUUACUUCUUUCUGCCUGCUGUAAUAUUUCCUUUGUGUGUGUGUGUGUCUGUGUGAUUUUGACUCUAGCAAAACAAAAUCAAUAGAUCUAUUAAGAAGUGAUUUAAUUUACAUGUUUAAGUUGGAAAAAAUAAAAUAAACAUAGUUACAUGUAAAGACAUAAAUUCUACCCUUCUUUAAUGUGA
Molecule: messenger RNA, 4399 nt
Organism: Equus quagga
Lineage: Eukaryota; Metazoa; Chordata; Mammalia; Perissodactyla; Equidae
Gene: ITGBL1
Product: integrin subunit beta like 1
Exons: 11
Coding region: 199-1683 (494 amino acids)
Biological process (GO): cell adhesion mediated by integrin; cell-matrix adhesion; integrin-mediated signaling pathway
Cellular component (GO): cell surface; focal adhesion; integrin complex
Molecular function (GO): integrin binding
Source: RefSeq, a predicted model, not a curated record